GGCCCAGAGAAGUGGCUCAGCCCAGCUCAGAUCUGCUCCGACUGCCAGAUGCAACGCUCCAGCCAGAACGGAGCGCAGGCAGGCUGCACGGGAGGCAGCGCUCUUCUGGCAAACGGGUGACGAGGCAGAGAGAGCACCCUCCCCGUGAACCGUUGCUGUCUUACCCUCCCCUGGCACUGAGAGCAUGUCUGAUUUUGCCUGUCUUUGAAGUUAUGGAGUUGGACAACAAACUCGAGCUGGACGGCCACCAUGAGUCACUCACUGACAGGGUGGGCCGGCGGCGCAGCAUGCCUGGCGGUACGGUGGACAAAACGGUGGUCGCUAUGGAUGCAGACACGUCAACACCUUUUAAAGUCACGGGCUUUCUGAGCCGCAGACUGAAGGGUUCCAUUAAACGCACCAAAAGCCAACCAAAGCUCGACCGCCACAGCAGCUUCAGGAACAUCUUACCGGGCUUCAAGAGCGCGGAGAAUGACAGUAGAUCCCAUCUGAUGCCGAGGCUGAAGGAAUCGCGGUCUCACGAGUCGUUGCUCAGCCCCAGCAGUGCAGUAGAAGCUCUAGAUCUUAGUAUGGAGGAGGAAGUACUCAUCAAACCUGUGCACAGCAGCAUCCUGGGACAGGAUUUCUGCUUUGAGGUAACUACUUCAACAGGAAGCAAAUGCUUCUCAUGUCGGUCGGCGGCCGAGAGAGACAAAUGGAUGGAGAAUUUGAGACGUGCUGUGCAUCCCAACAAGGAUAACACCCGUCGGGUGGAGAACAUGCUGAAAUGUUGGAUUAUCGAAGCCAAGGACUUGCCAGCAAAGAAAAAAUACUUCUGUGAACUUUGUCUGGAUGACACAUUAUAUGCACGGACUACCUGCAAACUCAAAACGGACAAUGUUUUCUGGGGCGAACACUUUGAGUUCAACAACCUGCCCUCGGUCAAGAGUAUCACCGUGCAUCUUUACAAGGAAACGGACAAAAAGAAAAAGAAGGACAAAAAUAAUUAUGUGGGCCUGGUCAAUAUCCCCAUAGCGGCGGUCACCGGGCGGCAGUUGGUGGAAAAAUGGUAUUCCGUGAGCACGCCAAAUCCCAACAAGGGAAAGACUCCGGGACCCAUGGUCCGAAUGAAAUCCCGAUAUCAGAGCAUGAGCAUCCUUCCCAUGGAGCUGUACAAGGAGUUUGCAGAGUAUAUUACCAACAAUUAUAUGUUAAUGUGCUCAGUGCUGGAGCCAGCUCUAAGUGUAAAGAACAAGGAAGAGAUGGCUUGUGCACUUGUCCAUAUCUUACAAAGCACAGGCAAGGCCAAGGACUUUCUGACAGAUCUGAUGAUGUCUGAGGUGGAUCGUUGCGGAGACAACGAGCAUCUUAUAUUCCGCGAGAACACACUGGCCACUAAAGCUAUAGAGGAGUACCUGAAACUUGUGGGACAGAAGUACCUUCAGGAUGCUUUAGGUGAGUUCAUCAAAGCUCUGUAUGAGUCAGAUGAGAACUGUGAGGUGGACCCAUCUAAGUGCUCCUCCAGCGACCUGCAUGAGCACCAGAGCAACCUCAAGAUGUGCUGUGAGCUGGCUUUCUGCAAGAUCAUCAACUCUUACUGCGUGUUUCCUCGGGAGCUGAAAGAAGUGUUUGCGUCCUGGAGGCAGGAAUGCAGUAGCCGAGGACGGCCAGACAUCAGCGAACGCCUGAUCAGCGCGUCUCUCUUCCUGCGCUUCCUGUGUCCUGCUAUCAUGUCGCCCUCACUCUUCAGCCUCAUGCAAGAAUACCCAGACGACCGCACCGCCCGCACACUCACGCUCAUUGCCAAAGUGACGCAAAACCUUGCCAACUUCACCAAGUUUGGCAGUAAGGAGGAGUACAUGUCCUUCAUGAAUCAGUUCUUGGAGCAUGAAUGGACCAACAUGCAGCGCUUCCUGCUGGAGAUCUCCAACCCAGAGACCAUCUCAAACACAGCAGGCUUCGAGGGUUAUGUUGACCUGGGCCGUGAACUCUCCACUCUUCAUUCUCUUCUGUCAGAAGCUGUCUCACAGCUUGAUCAGAGUACUAUCACUAAGCUGGGUCCUCUAGCACGGAUCCUGCGGGACGUGAAUUCAGCCCUGACGAACCCCACCGGAGUCCCUGUGUCGUCUCCCACCGAGCGCGUGGGCUCCCCCAGUCUACCCAGCAGCAGCCUGUCUACCGGUCUGCAGAAAAUGGUCAUGGACAGUGAGAUCACAGGGUUGGUGGAUUUCACUCGGCUGCCCUCGCCGACCCCCGAAAACAAGGAUCUGUUUUUCGUAACGAGGAAUUCUGUGAUUCAGCCGUCGCCCGCCCGCAGCUCCAGUUACUCGGAGGCCAACGAGCCAGAUGUUCAGAUCCCCAACGGCAGCAAGAGCUUGUCAAUGGUGGACCUGCAGGACAGCCGCUCUCUUGAGAGCGCACCCAACACCUCCUUCAGCGACCCCAUCAAUGACAGCCAGACCUCCGUCGGCCAGGGCACGGGAGUGUGGACUACCCGCACCGCUAAGGGCAACACGCCCAGCGGCCCGACCCUGAGGAGGGCAGCUCAGACCCCCACGACACCGAGCACAGAGACCGCCCCGGGAAGGUCCCAGCUGCUCGCCCCACUCUCGUUCCAGAACCCCGUGUACCAGAUGGCCGCCGGAUUGGCGGUGUCGCCCCGUGCGGGGGCUGAUUCGGGAUCUGAAUGCCAGAGUUCCAUCAGCUCACAGAGUAACGCAGAGGAAGCAGCUACUGCGGGGUCAAAGCACCCGUUCCUGAGCCAAUCCAGCACGGGGGCCAGUGGUGGAGGGGGCAGCAGCGGAGAUGAGUUCCUUCGCCGUUCUGGAGAAUUCACCCGCAGACAGCUUUCCCUCACGGAGACACAACACCAGACCAACGUACCGCGGCAGAACAGCGCAGGGCCGCAGCGCCGGAUAGACCAGCCACCUCCGACCGUCACAAGAGGCCGCACUCCACCCAACAUGCUCAACACCGCACCCUACCCCCGCCCCUCCAGUGGAAGCAUGAUGUCAUCAUCUCCUGAUUGGCCAAGCAGUGGCACCAGACUGAGGCAGCAGUCGUCGUCCUCCAAAGGGGACAGUCCAGAAUCCAAGCAACGCACCCUGCACAAACAAGCUCCAUCCCCUGUGAAUCCCAAUGCAUUGGACCGCACUGCUGCAUGGCUGCUGAAUAUGAAUGUACAAUAUUUGGAGCAGGAGGGAAUUGACCCAGAUUCGAAACACCGGGAGGACUUUCCAAACAAGGAGGAUCUCACACCAACUGAAAAGUAUCAGCAGGAGAUAGCUGUCCUGCAGGAGAAGCUGCGUAUUUCUGCUAAAAAGCUGGAAGAGUAUGAAUCUCGCAUGAAAAGCCAGGACGACCAAACCCAGAAGAUGCUCCUGGAGUACCAGGCCCGGCUGGAGGACACGGAGGAGCGAUUACGCAAGCAGCAAGAUGACAAAGAGCUCCAGAUGAAGAGCAUCAUCACCAGGUUGAUGUCAGUUGAAGAGGAGCUCAAGAAAGAUCACGCAGACAUGCAGGCCAUCGUAGACUCCAAACAGAAAAUCAUCGAAGCCCAGGAGAAGAGAAUCGCAUCCCUGGAUGCCGCAAACGCCCGGCUAAUGAGCGCUCUGUCUCAGCUGAAGGAUCGGUACAGCAUGCAAACGAGGAACGGCAUCUCUCCCACCAACCCUACGAAGCUGCAGAUCACGGAAAAUGGAGAAUUCCGGAACAGCAGCAACUGCUAGCGUGGAUACAAACACACACAGGCCUAUGCGCUGGACAAGGGCUAUGGGUAACUCUCUUACAAUACGGAAAAAUGGCACUCCAGCAGGUUUAAAUUUACUUCACAAAGUCCUGAGUACUAGGUCGGAAUAACUCCUUUGGGAACAAAAUCGGAUAGAAUGUUUAAGAGUUGCACAAUGUCACACAGUAGACUAAUGUGUCUUUUUGAAUUCUUUUAGAUUAUUAGCCACACAAAGAUGUCUAAUGGAAUAUUCCCAUGAUGCUUCAUUCAUAGCCUUUGUCAUGAGAGCCACUCGGUCACAGAUGUUAGCCGUGACCAAAUACUGUAUCAUCUCUAGAUCUGAACUGUGCAUAUACGCCUUUUGAUUGGAGUUAGCAUGAUAAUAAUAAUGAUCAUGAGUAUGUAAUUAUUUGUUGAAACACUAUUUUCUGCUUUCUUUUUGUUGAUGCAUCUGUACAUUUCAUGUAAACAUAAAAUUUUUGUUGCUUGUGUCACUCCAGGGCAGCAGUAGCACAAAAUGCACGCUUUUCUUUGUAAGGUUAAAGAGAAACAUCGCAUUUUGUUGCAUACUUUUUUUCUAUGCGCAUUGCAUUUUAGCCUAUAUGGAGGCGACGCGCCUCAUUAAUGUAUAUAGUUUUUUAUGGGCUUUUCAGAGAAAAAGAGAUUUUCUUUUUUUUCGUACAGUGUGUAUUUCCCAUGCUGAGGUCUGCAGAAGAAGAAAUGUAAGCCCCGAUUGUACAUUGAGGCGCUGCUUUCAGACAGCAAAGAUGGCGACACACUUUAACCCCUCUGGAAACGCUCUGUGCUCACAAUCACAACCAACGCUGUGGAUAGAAAUGUCCUCAUACUGCUUGCUGUUCACGUGGCCAGUAUUAAACUCCGUAUCCAACAUCAUACCUACAGUACAAUCAGUGUCUGCCCCUCUACGAUGUCUUUCUUCCACUCUAUGCACUUUCUAUAGCAUUAGAAUGGACCCUUUAACCAAAACCUGCUUCUGUGGACUUGUUAUAAAGGCUAUUCAGAGCAGCAAGUACAAAGCAUAUAGCAUUCAGCACUUCUACUGGAUGAAAGAGGUUUGAGAUGAUGUGUGAAGGGUACGUGGCUGUUUUUUUACUUAAAGGUUGCGAUGUUUCCUGCUCUUCAAAUGCAGUUUGCAUCAAACAAGCUGGGAUUCGGUGCGGCACGGCAAUAGUUGCGUCAACCUUGCAGACCCUGAGAGUUUGCUCCGGUAUCAGACGAGCCUGUUUUAGCUUCACUGAACUUUAUUCAAAUCAGGUUCACGGAGUUGGAGUUUUAAGACUGUCAGUGUUUCUUUAUGUAUAAAUAUUCAUAUCAGUUUGUUUGGGACAAUAAUUUUGGAAAAACUGCAAGGGCAAACCACUUUGUGUAUAAAUCUCAUAUCGAACAUCUCCAUUUUUUAGAAUUCUGAAGUAUCACUACAUUUUUUUAUUUAUCAUACAGGCUUGAGAGGAACUAUGCUCUGUUUAAUUGUUGUUUGGAAUUGAUUUUUAAUUUAUAUUUUAAAUUAUGUUCAAUUUAUUUAUUUAUUCAACUAUAUUUGUUGUUACCACCCCAAAAUUAAGAGUACUUGUUGAAGUUUGAGGGCUGGAUGUGUCCAACGUUAAAAAGCGAUGUUAAAGUCGACAUGAAAUGGAAGUCGCAAUUAUCUUUUCUUCCCAACAUUCGAUGUAUAAUCGAAUGUUGGGCGGGACAUGAUUUUGUCCAUCAGACAUAGAGUACCUCAGAGAUGACGUGUUUUUGUAGGCCAACCUGGAAGUUAGCGGCGCACGGGUUCCCUCGAUCGAAAGCCUAUGCAUUUUUCCCAUAGACUUUUGGAAAAUCGCAAAAAAUAAGCUCUGUGUUUAACAAAGGGUUAUGACACUUACACGUUUUGUCUAUCAAGAUAAUCUUUACAAGUAAACACAACAUUUAGACAUUUUGAAGCCUAAAUAAAGUCGUCAGAUAUAAAAAGCUAACAGUAGGCUAUAAACGGACUACAGCACACCGUGGUUGUGGAUCAACGUCACCACCACCAAGCUUCCUCAAACUUUAUUUAAAAAACAGCUUUAUUUAAAAACAUGCUCGCUGAUUAUGAUCUGUGCUGUGUAUGAAUACUUAUACACUUUUUCAUGAGAAAUGCUGUCCAAAUGUCCUGUUUGUCAUGAUGACGUCUAAAGUCCCCGCCAAAGGAAGUAGUCCCUUUUAGCAAUUUGUUAGCAACCGCCGUUUUUGAGACACAAUAAAGGUUUAAAAAAUCACAAGCGGGUUAUAACUGGUGUGUUUUAUGUCAUUGAUCAAAACGUGAAAAUAUUUAGAGGCUUUGUUAACCACAGACCUUAUUUCAGGCGAUUUAGCAAAAACCCAUUCAAAAAACCCAUAGAUUUUAGGGAAGUCCUAAAAUGCUAACUCGCUACAAAAACACGUCAUCUCUGAGGUACGCUAUUGAUUGGAUCGAUUGCUAAUUGCUGUGAUGUCAUGUGAGUGACAGGUCCCGCCCUCACAUUAGUAAACACGUCAUCAGAGAUGUAGUUGCAAGAGGGAGGGAAAGUUAUUUUGAUUUAAGAAUACGAGGGCACACGAUUUAAAAAAUAAUAAUUUUUAAUAAAUACUGCAAUAUUCCAUAAACAAAUAAGAACUGACCAUUUUGAUUUCAUGGUGACUUUAAGUUUCUUUGAAGUUGAAGUGUGUAAUUUUUUGAAUGUUAAAAUAUUCAACCAAUGGCGUGAGGUUGGGGGCUGGCUAGUGAUGCAGAAAUUACACACAUUUAAGGUGAGGUCACAUUUUCCGUUGUUCGGCAGAUUUUUGAGUGCAAAAUUCAUUAAUUUCAAUAAGAAUCUAUUCGGUCAGGAAUUACACGUGUGGGUGAACAAUUUCCCCACGCAGGAUUCGCAACAAUUCAGGUUGGCCAUGUGAAUUUGCUGCAUUGAUCAAUGGAAAUCUACUUGGUUUAAAAGUGAAUUCUGUUUGAGCUGUGUUUUAUACAUCACUACAUUAUUGACAAUAAACACUCCACAAAUUUUUGCCGGAAUUUCGCUAAUGUGGCCACACCUUUAUAGUAACUUAAUUACAGAGAAAUUGAAAACAAGCUAAUAAACAUUUCACAUGAACUUUUGAAGGCAAUAGUAUGGCACAUUAAAACACUCUAAAGAAAAUGUUUUUCAUCCCUUAAUAUAUUAUGUGAAAGUCAAAGGGCUGCUGUUUAGUGUCACUUGGUUUAACAGAAGACAACCUUUAACUUUUCCUUUUCGGCAUGAUUAUAUAUAUAUAUGGAGAAAAAAUCUCCACAUUGAUUUCUGCUUUAGAAUCUAUUUUAUGUGUUUCAGAGCUACGCUAACCAUUUUACCACAUGUACAUACAUGAACAGAAGACAUACCAAUAUAUGAGAAGUCAUUUGUGUUGGAAAAAAAUGUUCUGUGCAAUUCAUGUACAAUUGCCUCUAGAAUUAUUAAAGUUUUAUUUAGCUAUUUCAAGGUUCUGACUUUAUUUGUUAGUUUACUGUACAGUCCAAGAAAAAUACUGUUGUUGAGAAAAAGAUAUAUUGUUUCACCUGUGUAAAAUUAAGUAAAUGCUAUGGAGAGAAUGUAUAUAUCCAUGUAGAAUGCCAUUGUCAAGAUGGGUGCACUUCAAUGAGUGCCAUUCAAAAUAAAAGCUAAAUAUUUGUC
Messenger RNA from Ctenopharyngodon idella (grass carp), 7368 nucleotides. RefSeq names its product DAB2 interacting protein a (gene dab2ipa). The transcript has 16 exons. NCBI's taxonomy places the organism in Eukaryota, Metazoa, Chordata, Actinopteri, Cypriniformes, Xenocyprididae. Gene Ontology annotation, biological process: regulation of GTPase activity. The record is from RefSeq and is a predicted model, not a curated record. The coding region runs from base 213 to 3707 and encodes 1164 amino acids.